AUGGCCGCAAGAGAGGGCCCCAAAGCUCCAAUCAACCGCCAAACCACUGCGCCAUUCCACCUCAAGCUCUUCUACCGAGUCAACAACUACAACUCCCUCGCUGACUACAGCAUCCCCGCUCCCUCCCGACGCGGCGGUCCGGUCAGCGGUCCAAAUUCCAUUCGCCCAACAUCACCCGCUCCUUCGACCCUCCCACAACAUCUUGAGAUCUACACCUGGCAAUCAUGCACGCUUCGCGAACUCUCGCAGCUUCUCACUUCUGCAUUGCCUAGAUUACUCCCCGAGCCACCCAUCGGCACCCGCCUGUGCUUCCGGCUGAUUUAUCCCGACGCGCGCGGCGCAGCAAUGGGCGGACCCGAUGCGCGAGGUCGGUAUCUGAGUCGCGAUCUGGGAAGCGUUGUCGUUGCACCGAAAGACACACCGCUUCGAUCGGAAGAGGAUCAUGAGAAAGAGGCUAGACCCCGUAUUCGGUUCCAGGGCAAUGAGGCGGAUAAACCGCUCCACGACGAACGAUUCAUUGUCGGAGAUUACAUUGAGUGUGCUAUUCUGCCUCCUCUCGAUGAUGGCUCGGUUGCGCCGGUGCUCAGCGGUGCAUCUGGUCCUAUGUCCGGUCCUCGGGGUGGGGGUGGUAUGCGCGCAUUCCGGGAUAAUGGAUUUGGCGGUUAUCCGCGUGGUCCUCGCGGCCCUGGCCGUGGUGGUCCCCGUGGUGGUGAUCGCGGGCCUCCACACAUGCCUCAUGGCGAUUGGAAUCGUGGAGAGCGGUUGCCGGAUGGUGGGCGCCGGGGAGGUGGAGGCGGUCGUCGAGGCUGGGGGCCGUAUUAA
Penicillium olsonii is the source of this 822-nucleotide messenger RNA. NCBI's taxonomy places the organism in Eukaryota, Fungi, Ascomycota, Eurotiomycetes, Eurotiales, Aspergillaceae. The record is from the annotation of a GenBank genome assembly.